AUGCCCGGCCCAAACCAACCCUUCACCUUCGACUCCACCGGCGCAGACGGCAUCGCCCUCCUCGACGGCAGCGACACAAUCGUCUGGUCAAUCACUGGUGGCCGCCACCUCUACAGCAUCCCGAACCAAUAUCUCCUCAGUCGAGCCCCCAACAGCGAAGUCCAAGCUCAAGCGAACGUGAAAAGUCUUGGUGAAAAGGGCCAGACAGACGGCUUGAUGCAAGAUACUAACCAGUAUAUCUAUGCUGGUAACGCGGAGCAGAACGCGAUUAAUGUCUACAAUGCGAGGAAUUCGACUUUGACGACUUAUAUUCGUGAUCCGAGAAUUGGUUGGACUGACUCGAUGUGGAUCUCGAAUCAGACGUUAUAUUUUCUUGAGAACCAGCUUUUCCGGAGCCCGUCGUACUAUCCUGGGACGGAUCGGAGGAUUAAGCCGUAUGUGUUGUAUAGGGCGCCGACGGCGGAUGGGGGGAGUAGAGUGUCUCCUAUGAUGAUUUGA
This is a messenger RNA of Lithohypha guttulata, 498 nucleotides long. RefSeq lists its product as uncharacterized. Lineage: Eukaryota; Fungi; Ascomycota; Eurotiomycetes; Chaetothyriales; Trichomeriaceae. The transcript has 2 exons. The coding region runs from base 1 to 498 and encodes 165 amino acids. The record is from RefSeq and is a predicted model, not a curated record.